AUGUCAGGUGCCCUUGACACAGAGUGCGUUCAACGAGCCGCCGCUAGGACUUCGCACGUCUCACUCUCUGACGGAGUUGUUGGGCAGCCGCGUACGAAGGUCGCCUACAUUGACGUCGUGCCUUCUUCCCUCUUCCUCACAAAGUUGGAUGAAAAACGAAUUCGUGAAUGUGUGAAAAGGCUGGCAGAACUGUUUGCUGAUUCUUCUGCCGCAGUCAGCAUGCUGCAUUUUGCGGAGACUAAAAAGAGUCAAAAGCUUUCGGGCACUCCCUUGUCUCAGUUGCCCCAAAAGUCUCUCUGGUGGAACUGCCUCCCAGAUCCCGAAAAUCUAUGUUCCACAACCGAGGACGGGACUGGUGAGACAGUCUACGUACGGGCUUGGCAGCCUAUCCUGCGUCUGAAGCGUGCCUACGAAACCCUCCGUCCACAGCAGGUGGAAGUUAGUCGCCUAUCGUCGGGGCUCUUCGCUUCUGACGAUACUUCAACGCCAGAACUGCCUCCUCAUCAUCAGGGGGACGGUUUUAGCUUACAGUUUCGUAUAGGCGCCCCCGUCAACGCUGCUGCACAGGACCUCUUCAUUGCUACCCCACCUUCACUGCCAUCUGCCCUAAACGUGUCCUUGGAGAUCUGCCGUUCCUGGGUGGAGACCAAUCGCCACGACACCCAGUCUAACCUCUCGGUGGUAACCUUG
Messenger RNA from Dibothriocephalus latus, 690 nucleotides. Lineage: Eukaryota; Metazoa; Platyhelminthes; Cestoda; Diphyllobothriidea; Diphyllobothriidae. The record is from the annotation of a GenBank genome assembly.